AGUGUUGUCAGCAUUACAAUGCAUUUAUUAUUUUUCCUCUUUGCAAAAAAUGAUAAUAUUUUUUUUAUUGAAAAAUAAUAAUUUUUAAUGUUAAAUAAAUGUCACGUGUUUGGCGUGGGAAAGUUGUGCGCCACUGAUCAAUUUUUUAUCUGGACCAAGGUGGUGGACUGAUUAAGCAAGAUUUAAAAAAAUGUUUAUUAAUUAAAUAUUAAGUCUAAGUCUACGCCACUGAUCUUAUUAUCUGGAUCAAGGUAGAUUAGGGCCAGCCUUCCAGUAAGUAAAUGACAAGACAAGUUUAUAUUUUUAUAAAGAUUUAAAAUUAAACGAAUCUAUUAUGAGAUAAAAUUAUCACUUCAUUUACAUUUCGUCAUUAUGAAAAAUCCAUAAAUGUAUCAAAUUUUAGUUUCAACAAUCUUUCGUAAUUUAUGUGAGAUUACUUAAUAUUUAAUGAAGAAUUUCCGUUGCUGCCUCUUGUUUACAAAUGUUCCGAAUCAGACUAGAUUUCAAGUUCUAGCUAACAUAAAACUUAAUUGUUUAAAACAAUAGAAAAAAAUUAAUUGUUACGUAAUGGUAUAUUUUCAGGCUGUUAAUAUACGUAUCUAUGAAUAUAGUCUGGACAUUUUUAAGGUGCUUAAAGCGUGCCAAAAUGAUUUCAAAACAUAACUAUAAAAUAUACURUGUUGAAAGAAUUGUCCUCUUAUUGUUCCAAUUGAUUACAAUUUGACGAAAUUGUUUAUCGCCAACUCAAUUUUUAUUACACUUGUGGAUUAUUAUUACUUAUAUUAAAAAUAUGCAGCAUGACAACGUGCUUUUAAAAUUGACCCAAAUUUCCAGUCUUUUAGUCAAAUUAUAUCUUAUCACAUGUCAGCUGCUGUUGCAAUUUGCAAACAGGAAUUGAUUAAUUUUUCAUGUUAUCACAGAUUUAAAAUCAGAUUAUAAUGUGGUACAGGUGUUUGUAUUUUGUUAUUAUUAGCGACAUUGUAAAACUAAUUUACAAAUUUAUAUCGUAAUUUUUACCCAGCCUUUGCAAUUAUCCUUCACGUAUCCAUUAAUUAAUUCUGCAUGAACAACAGCAAAUAUGUGACCUUGAGUGAUAACGAUUUGUUAUUAUUUUGUUUCGUUCUUGAAAUAUCCAUUAUAUUACUGCGACCAUUUUAAAGUUUUUCUGUUCUCAUAACUGAAGACAUUGAGGUAAAAUCGACAAGCUUUUGAUCGAUAAGCCUUGACAUUAUUGCGAUAACGCGGUCAAUGUCUUUGUACAUAUAAUGCGAUUUUUAAAAAGAAUUUUCUACUAAAUGAGCAAAAUAGGAAUUUUUGUCCUAUUCAUUUAGGACAGUAUGACAAGCCACGCUACCGAGUUUAAUUAAUUAACCUUUGGCACAACCACAUUUCAUGUUUCUCCACUUCUCUUAAUAAAGAGUAUAAGGGAGGGGUCAUCGAUUUUUCCAAUAAUGUGCAGGCAAUAAAAUAUGUACUUUUAUGUUUUAAGUGCAUGUACUUUGAGGAAAUACACAAACAUUACUAACGAUGCAAUUUUAUAAAAUGUUAACAGUWGUGGGGAAAUAUUUUGAUUUUUGUUAACAAUUGUUUGUGUUUGUAUUUGAAGCUAUUUGUGUUUGUAGAUCGAUAAUUAUUCUAAAUAAAUGAUGAAAUUUUAAUGCUAGUUUUCCUAUAAAAACUGUCGAAUAUAAAUUGUGCCUUCUUGUAAUUUUACUGAUAUCAUGAAAAAAAUAGUUGCGAGAGAACAAGUAAAACUGAUUAUUUUAUUUUUCUCAGAUGGUCAUUUCAUAACGCUUAGUCGGGCUUUUCUUUGACAAUGAUUGUAUUACAUUUCUUUUAUCAGUGAUAUAUCUUACAGCAGCUGUCUGAAGAAAAGAAACAAGAGUCGUAAAAAUUUAUCGCGAAAUAAACUCUUCCACUUUAUUAACUAUCAUCCAAACAGUUAUAUUUAGUCGGUUCAUUAGGCGAAAACAAUAGUAGGGGAGAAAUAAAUUCUAUAAAUACGAGAUAAGCUCUGUUGCSUURCACUGCUUUUCGAUAUUUUCGGAAAUUAUCAUGAAAUGUUUGACACAAAGUGCUACAAUACGAUCUGUGUUGGAUAUGUUAUUAAAACACGAAAGAAGUUUAUUUGAACGAAACACUUUGAUCUAAAAAUUUCAAAGUUGAUGUUACGUCAAUAUUUCAGUAAAAUAGAACCUAAAUUGGGUAAACUUUCAUAUGUUUACACAAGGGAAUACAUAUUUGACAUGUUGAAAUCCUUUAUGAUGAACAGAACAAACUAUUACGCAAAUAAAAUUACUAUUUUUUUGGACUUUGCAAUUCGGGAAAAUAUUUCAUUGUAUCAAAUCUGUGAUCGAUUGUUAAUUGUGUGAUAUGAUUUGAUUUUGGCUUUUUUAUUGUUACUUGAAGUAGAUUGUUGUUACGUUUGUUUGCACGUUAUCAUGUGACAAUUUUGUGUGAGUCGACUAAGGUUUCAGUUAUCCAGUAUCAAAGUGAGGUAGGUGACAGCAAGGCGGUUAGACUUAUCACAGGGGAAAGGUUUGUGUUUUUUAAUUUCAUUACAUCCAGUUUGCGUUUGUAACUUUCAUUAUUUCCGCUGCAAAAUUAGCUACAAUUAUUAAAUUUGAAUGUUUUCAAGGCUCGAAAGACAUCAAUUGAUGUGGCGGAAAUCAUGAGACUCCAUGCACGUGACUGCACUCCCAAGGAACGAUUUUUACUUAUUUUUAAUCUUUCGUUAGUAAAAUUUCCAGUCUGCUUGUUUUUCCAAAAUAAAAAUUAAUURCUUAUUAUACUGCAGUAAAUUAAUUAUUUUUAUUGAUCUUAAUUGCACGAUAGGUCCUGAAAAAUAAGUCCAUACUAAUAAGAAUUSUGUCAUAAAAUGAUUAUUACCAGACUUGUACUUUACUGCUUCUAUAACCAUAUUAAACGGGCAAAGUCACGAGAUUGUCGUAAAAAUGUCGGAAACACCUUUGUUUAACAUAAAUUUUAAAAUAUCUGAAAUCAGACAGCACAAGUUUUGUUUUGAUUUURAGUCAGACAAGAUAAUGGAUUUGCGAGGAUUAUGUCUAAAUUCUUUUCGAAAUUCCAAUAAUAGUAAAUUAAUCUAUUCGAGGAAAAGAUGUAUUUUUUCAAGUAAUAAACAUUCUGAUAAUAUGUUUGUUUGCAAUAAAAAAGAGUGAGAAUAUUUGCCUUGAUAAAUUUUAUAGGAUAGGAUAGGAUGUGCUCUAAUACCAAUGUUUGGGCGAAAAUUUUUUUAGAACAAACAAGGGAUUUUUCUUUUUUUUUUCUAUUAUAAUUUACUUGAAUAAAUUCGAAACAGCAUAGACAAGAAACAAAAUUUCAAGUCACAAAUGCCAAAAUAGCAUGUCAUAAAAAUGUCAGAACCGCACCUUCACCCWUUUUUCCGAAUCUUCAAUCUGUUUUCGAAAACUUAACGCAUAUCACAGACAAUAAAAAUGACAAGUUUGAGUGGAACAUCUUAGUUGAGAUUAGCAGAGAUAGAGUUUAAUCCUCAAUUAUUGAAACUAAUUUUUUAGAAAGUAAAACCGCCUCAAAAUGGGGGAUAUGUUCCGAAGUGAGCAAAUGGUACUUGCUCAACUUUUCAUYCAACCUGAAGCUGCAUAUUUCGCCAUAUCUGAAUUGGGUGAAUCCGGGAUAGUACAAUUCCGAGACUUGAACGAAAAUGUGAACCUCUUUCAACGAAAAUUCGUAAAUGAGGUUCGAAGAUGCGACGAGAUGGAACGCAAACUUCGCUACAUCGARGCAGAAGUGAAGAAAGACAAUGUUGCGAUUCCUGAUCAGUCUGAGCUUCCCAAAGCACCAAAUCCGAGAGAAAUCAUUGAUUUAGAAGCUCAUCUUGAGAAAACCGAAGGUGAUAUCAAGGAAUUGUCCGAAAGUGCGGUUAAUUUGAAGUCUAAUUAUCUGGAAUUGAUCGAAUUGAAGCAAGUGCUUGAGAAGACCCAAGCUUUCUUUAACGAGCAAGACGAAGCUAACGGUUUAGAUUCGGCCCAUAAGGCCCUAAUCAAUGAUGAAAGUCACAAUGUGUCUAUUAGGGGUCGUUUGGGAUUCGUUGCUGGUGUUAUCAACCGAGAACGGGUCCCAGGUUUCGAGAGGAUGCUUUGGAGGAUUUCCAGAGGAAACGUUUUUUUGAGACAGGUUGAAAUUGAAAAACCUCUCGAAGAUCCAGCUACAGGGAACCAACUCUACAAAACUGUCUUUGUUGCUUUCUUCCAAGGCGAGCAGUUGAAAACCAGGAUUAAGAAAGUGUGUGCUGGGUACCACGCCUCGCUCUAUGCUUGUCCAAGCUCCCUGCAAGAACGAAACGAGAUGCUUAAAGGWGUUUGCACUAGAUUGGAAGAUCUGAAUUUGGUACUAAACCAAACGCAAGACCAUCGCCAACGAGUGUUAGUAAGUGUGGCCAAAGAGUUGCAAAAUUGGAGUGUCAUGGUUAGCAAAAUGAAAGCUAUUUACCACACUUUGAAUUUUUUUAAUAUGGACGUGACGAAAAAAUGCCUAAUUGGGGAGUGUUGGGUCAGCAGUAAAGACAUUCCAGUUGUACAAAAGGCUUUAUCRGAUGGUUCAAGUGCUUGCGGCAGCUCGAUUCCAUCAUUUUUGAACGUGAUUAACACGAAUGAGGAUCCUCCGACAUUCAAUAGAACCAAUAAAUUUACUAGAGGGUUCCAAAAUUUGAUUGACUCAUACGGAGUAGCAUCAUAUCGGGAAGCUAAUCCUGCCUUGUAUACUAUCAUCACUUUUCCAUUUUUGUUUGCUGUAAUGUUUGGUGAUGUUGGACACGCGAUGAUCAUGGCCCUGUUUGGGGGCUAUUUGGUUGUUUCCGAGAAAAAAAUUAUGACUAAGAAGAGUAAUAACGAAAUUUUCAACAUUUUCUUUGCUGGGAGAUACAUUAUUCUUCUCAUGGGUCUCUUCUCGAUGUACACUGGUUUUGUCUAUAAUGAUAUUUUCUCAAAGUCUAUGAACAUAUUUGGGUCAAGUUGGUUUGUCCAAUUUAAUAAAGAGCAAGCUUUGGAGUUGGAUGAACGUGAUUUGGACCCUCGCUAUGACUAUACUGGUACUCCCUACUUUAUUGGAAUGGAUCCAGCUUGGCAAUUGGCUAAAAAUAAAAUUAUUUUCCUAAAUUCGUACAAAAUGAAAUUGUCUAUAAUUUUUGGAGUAGUUCAUAUGAUUUUCGGUGUAUGCGUCAGCGUUGUCAAUUUUGUCCAUUUUAGGAAAUAUUCAAGCAUCUUUUUGGAAUUUCUCCCACAAAUCCUCCUUCUUUGCUUCCUCUUUUUAUGGAUGGUCGUUAUGAUGUUCAUGAAAUGGAUUCUUUACUCGGCCGACUUGGGCAAACCUGUGGAGUUGGGUACUUCUUGUGCUCCCAAUGUUCUCAUCUACUUCAUCAACAUGAUGUUAUUCAAAGCGACAGAAUCACCAGAAGGUUGCAAAGACUACAUGUUUGAAGGUCAACAAACCGUCCAACAAAUCUUAGUUUUCUUAUCAUUGAUUUGUAUUCCGGUACUGCUGCUGGGCAAACCUCUUUAUAUUAAAUGUACGAGGAAGAGCAAGCCCCACGUGCGCAGCAAUGGUGAUGUUAACCAAGGAAUGGAGUUGGGAGAAUAUCCCGAAGCUCAGCAAAACGCAGCUGCUACAUCACAAGGAGACGAAGAAGAAGAAGAGCCGAUGAGUGAAAUCUUUAUACAUCAAGCAAUUCACACAAUUGAGUACGUUUUGAGUACUAUUUCACACACCGCGUCCUAUUUGCGGUUGUGGGCCUUGUCUUUAGCUCAUGCACAACUUUCAGAAGUAUUGUGGAGCAUGUUGUUUAGGAUGGGUUUAACAAGUAGUUCUUAUGUUGGUGCAAUAACAGCUUUUGUAUUUUUCGCUGCGUGGGCAGCUUUUACGAUAGCCAUUUUAGUCACAAUGGAAGGUCUAUCAGCGUUUUUACACACUUUGCGUUUACAUUGGGUCGAAUUUAUGAGUAAGUUUUACGCCGGUUUAGGAUACCCAUUCCAGCCAUUCAGUUUUAAAGCUAUCCUCGAGGAAGAAAAUGCCCCAGAGGAUUAACACUUAUCUGCUUUAUAUUUAGAUAGUGCGCAAAUAGAAUAGCAGCAAAUAUAAAAUACUUGUUAAAA
Tribolium madens (black flour beetle) is the source of this 6128-nucleotide messenger RNA. RefSeq names its product V-type proton ATPase 116 kDa subunit a1 (gene Vha100-2). Gene Ontology annotation, biological process: vacuolar acidification; proton transmembrane transport. Bases 3556 to 6060 code for a protein of 834 amino acids. The transcript has 9 exons. The record is from RefSeq and is a predicted model, not a curated record. NCBI's taxonomy places the organism in Eukaryota, Metazoa, Arthropoda, Insecta, Coleoptera, Tenebrionidae. Gene Ontology annotation, cellular component: vacuolar proton-transporting V-type ATPase, V0 domain; plasma membrane; vacuolar proton-transporting V-type ATPase complex. Gene Ontology annotation, molecular function: proton-transporting ATPase activity, rotational mechanism; ATPase binding.